GCCCGGUCCUUUUGCGCGGCUGCCCUCCUGGCUCCGACGGAGAAGCCUGGAACCGUCCGCUUCUCCGGCUCCGCCCCGCAUGGGAGGCGGCAGCUUGCGAGCCUGCGGGCCCCAUCGCCGCUCUUUCGAAGCAACAGGCAGGGCAGGGCUGGUUUAAUCAAGGGGGCUUGGGGCGCUAUUGGGAUACAGCCCCGGCCCUUCUCCGCGAAGUCCCAUCCGGCAACUCUAAAGCAAAAUCAGUGGCAGCAAGCCAGCAUCACCGUUGGGCCUUGAGGUGGUACCACCACCGGCCCAACCAGUCUCCAGAGGCCAUGUUUCCACAGCCCCUCAUGCCUGUGGUGGCGAGAGGCAAAGAGAUGGGCCCCACUUCAGUGCGCCGGGCCACUGUGUCUGCCAGGAGCCGCUCGCGAGGCGCCAAUGGCACCAUGCUCUUGCCAUCCAUGUUGAUGUUUGGCGUGAUUGUGGCCUCCAGUGGGCUACUCCUGAUGAUCGAGAAGGGGAUUUUGGCCGAUGUGAAGCCCCCACCACUCCAUCCCUCACACGGAGAGCAGCCCUGGAGAGGAGUCAGCAAUGCCAGAGCAGUGCCGGAGGAUGUGGGCUACCAGGUGUUGCAGGAUAUCCGGAAUCGGACAAUCCGCACGAUGUGCGGGCAAAAAAACAUGCCUCACAGUGUCUGGGACCUCUCGGUGGGCCAGAGGAGGACGCUGCUCAAACACAUCCUGGUUAGUGACAAACAUCGCUUUCUAUACUGCUAUGUCCCCAAAGUGGCCUGCUCCAACUGGAAACGGAUUCUUAAAGUUUUAGAUGGCGCACUGGAGAAUGUGAAUGUGAAGCUUAAAAUGGACCACAAAAGGGACUUGGUGUUCCUAAGUGACAUGAAGCCAGAUGAGAUCCGUUACCGACUGAAACACUAUUUCAAGUUCAUCUUUGUCCGGGAUCCCAUGGAAAGACUUUUAUCAGCUUAUAGGAAUAAAUUUGGAGAAAUCAAAGAAUACCAGUUGAAGUAUGGUGUGGAAAUAGUAAAAAGGUAUAGGAAAAACCCUGGGAAAAGCACAGGUGAUGAUGUCACCUUCUCUGAAUAUCUCCGGUAUCUCUUAGAUGAAGAGGUGGAGAGAAUGAAUGAACACUGGAUGCCCAUCUACAAUUUGUGCCAGCCAUGUGCAGUGAGGUACGAUUUCAUUGGAUCCUAUGAAAGGCUAAAUGAGGAUGCCAGUUACGUCCUUGAAAGGGUUCAAGCGCCCUCUUUUAUACGCUUCCCAGAACGGCAAUCGUGGUAUAAGCCAGUGACUCCUGAAACUCUGCAUUAUUAUCUAUGUAACACUCCAAAGGGGCUUGUAAAAGAGCUCUUACCAAAAUACAUUCUGGAUUUCUCAUUGUUUGCGUACCCUCUUCCCAAUGUUACCAGCGAAUUUUGCAGGCAAUGAAACUUUUCCACUGUGAAGCAAUUUGUGUCCUAUGCAAUUUCCUAAUUUUAUACUUCUUACAAACACCUUUGACUUCAAAUGCCUUCCUAUAUAUGUUGCCUUUACAUUAAAAAAAAUAGCUUUGACUUUUUAUACAAUAUGUAUACGCGCCGCUGAGUUAAGCACAAUAUUUGUAAUUUGGGCUGUGUGUUUUGUAUAUUUUAGGAACAAUGCAUUUUUGUAGUCACUAGAUUAUCAACUGCAGGACAGUCUCAUUUCAGGUAGGAACUGUAGUAACAAGGAUGUAAGCUAUCAAUGGCUACUAGCCCUGAUGGUCAUGUGCUACCUCCAGUAACCGAGGCAGUAAGCCUGUGUGCACCAGUUGCUGGGGAACAUGGGUGGGAGGGUGCUGUUGCACCAUGGCC
Molecule: messenger RNA, 1828 nt
Organism: Elgaria multicarinata webbii
Lineage: Eukaryota; Metazoa; Chordata; Lepidosauria; Squamata; Anguidae
Gene: CHST14
Product: carbohydrate sulfotransferase 14
Exons: 1
Coding region: 312-1424 (370 amino acids)
Biological process (GO): dermatan sulfate proteoglycan metabolic process; carbohydrate biosynthetic process
Cellular component (GO): membrane
Molecular function (GO): sulfotransferase activity
Source: RefSeq, a predicted model, not a curated record